AUGCCUCCCAGUGUUACAGGCUUCAUGUGGUACAGGGGGGAAGGGGCAAACUACGACCAUAAUAUUGCAAAUCUUGGAAUGUUCCGAACAGGUAGAACAGGGCCUGCAUCCAGCGGUCGAGAGCAAAUAAACUAUGAUGGAUCCUUGCAGUUAAAGAGGGUCACCCUGAAGGACACAGGAAUCUAUACCGUAGUAGUCUACCUUCCAGGCUAUAAAAAAGAAAUAGGAUUUGGACGGCUCAAUGUAUAUGAGCCAUUGAGAGUGCCCACUCUCAUAGCCAGCAACACCAUAGUCACGGAGCAUAAGGAUUCCGUGGUCCUGACUUGCUACACAAAUGCAGUCUCCACCCAAUGGUUCUUCAAUGGCAUGAAUCUGCAGCUGAAGGAGCGGAUGAAGCUGUCCUGGAACGACAGAACCCUCACCAUUGACCCCGUCAGGAGGGAGGAUGCUGGGAAUUACCAGUGUGAAGUAUCCAACCCCAUUAGUUCCGCUGACAGUUGGCCGGUUGAGCUGGUUGUAAAAUAUUAG
Messenger RNA from Myotis brandtii (Brandt's bat), 528 nucleotides. Its product is annotated as carcinoembryonic antigen-related cell adhesion molecule 21. Lineage: Eukaryota; Metazoa; Chordata; Mammalia; Chiroptera; Vespertilionidae. The coding region runs from base 1 to 528 and encodes 175 amino acids. Gene Ontology annotation, cellular component: cell surface. Gene Ontology annotation, biological process: heterophilic cell-cell adhesion. The record is from RefSeq and is a predicted model, not a curated record. The transcript has 2 exons.